AUGUUCAAAAGUGUAACUGAACUGAGGGCGAACAAGUUUGGAGAAGACUUACAUAAUCUGUUUACACACGGCUUGGUCACAAGUGAGCGGCGACAGUGGCUGCAGACAGACAGCGCUCGGUGGAAACGCUUUAUAUUACACACGGUCAGCUGCCGUUGGUUCGUGUCACAACCAUACGGAGACAGGCACAAAACUGAAGUUGCAAACGCUUGUGGAACUGUUGAGUACGUGUCGUCGUUUUCACACGGACCAGCGGCCUUCCCAGACAUGGCAACUUGCACGCGGAUUGUGUGGAAAGUUUUAGCGGGAUGUCAGAGGCAGCUACUGGGAGCCAGUGGUCCCGCCUACACAGGCGCCUCACAGAUUGCACCGAGGAAUUUACCUGUCAGGACUUUUGCUGCUGUCAAGGCACUAAAGAACACCAAAAAAGAUGACAAAGAGAAGCAGGAGAAGAAGGAAAAGAGAGUCAUUGAUGACAAAGACAGACAUAAGCCCUUUGGCAAGACGGCAUGGACACCUGUGGAUGAUGUGUACAUUAUGAGGUACUACCCCAGGACCAUCUAUGACGCAGGAGAUGCCAUCGACAUGCUGAAAAACUUUCAAGCAUUGGACUUUUCCCCCCGCAAGCAGCCUGUUUACAUCGAUCUGAGGCUAAACAUGAAACUGGAGAAGAAGAAAAAAGUGAGCCCCUUCGUCAGCACGGUGCUCUUACCGCACCCCUUUAGGGAAGAGAUGAGCAAAGUUUUAUUUUUUACUGAGGAUGCUAAUCAAGCUAAAGUUGCCAAGGACAAUGGAGCUGCGUAUGCUGGAGGAACAGAGCUCAUACAGCUGGUCUUAGAUGACAAGAUUUCAGCAGAUACCUAUCUAGCAGUCCCAGAUAUACUGCUGAAGCUUGCACCGCUGAAAGACAAGCUGAGGAAGAAGUUUCCCAAGGCCAAAAGAGGCUCAGUCGGCGUCCACAUCGUCAAGAUGUUGGAGUUGUUUAAAACAGGUCAUGAAUACAUGGUGGAGAGUGACUGCUAUGUUAGGACCCAGAUCGCCACGCUCGACAUGCCCAAAGAACACAUCUUCGCCAACCUGCAAACAAUCCUGACUGACGUUUGCUCCCACCGACCAGCCGACAUGGGACCUUUCAUCGAGCGGGCGAUCAUUGCCAGUCACACCAGUGAAGCUUUGUGGUUCAAGAGUGAAGACUUUUUACCGAAACCAGCUGGGGAGGCGGCAGAAUGACGGGUCUCAGAUUGUAUAUAUUCGCUGUACUGAAUAAAGUAUCUGUUCUGAGUUGGA
Messenger RNA from Scatophagus argus, 1287 nucleotides. It is a transcript of the gene mrpl1, whose product is annotated as mitochondrial ribosomal protein L1. The record is from RefSeq and is a predicted model, not a curated record. Lineage: Eukaryota; Metazoa; Chordata; Actinopteri; Scatophagidae. The coding region runs from base 1 to 1230 and encodes 409 amino acids. The transcript has 11 exons.